Molecule: messenger RNA, 2202 nt
Organism: Pristis pectinata (smalltooth sawfish)
Lineage: Eukaryota; Metazoa; Chordata; Chondrichthyes; Rhinopristiformes; Pristidae
Gene: psen2
Product: presenilin 2
Exons: 11
Coding region: 281-1657 (458 amino acids)
Biological process (GO): calcium ion transport; Notch receptor processing; membrane protein ectodomain proteolysis
Cellular component (GO): Z disc; mitochondrial inner membrane; perinuclear region of cytoplasm
Molecular function (GO): aspartic endopeptidase activity, intramembrane cleaving
Source: RefSeq, a predicted model, not a curated record
CUCGCUGCCAAGCGCCGUGCAGGGGAGCGACGCUUCUCAUGAGACGUGGGGCUUGUGGGAAAGCCCUUGCUCUCUGUGUUUUGAUCCGAGCUGCUGAACUGCCGUCGUCGCCUCCUCCCUCUUGCAUUCUUCCUGCCGGCGGAAUGCCCCUCCCGCUGGUAGAUAUUUAGCGACAUCAAAGCACCGACCUUGCUUUGGGCUUUCCCCGCCACACACUUCUUCUUCCAGCCUAGCCCAGUGCCUGUGAGAUUACUUGCUGUUGUCCGCAGAAAACUCGUUCAUGAUUUCAUCAGACGGUGAAGACGAACUGUACAGUGAGAGGACGGCUCUGAUAUCAGCCAACGCCUCCACCAUGCCCUCCCACCAGAAUAUGGACGGGGUGCAUGGCCCCAGCGACACGCGGACUAACCGGCGCAGGUCGGCAGCCAGUCGCCCCACGAACCCGUCGGAAGGGAGCGAGGGCUCAGGGGGUGGGCCUGCAAGCAGGGAUGCGGGCGGAGAAGGUGAGGAAGAGGAGGAGGAGCUGAUCCUGAAGUACGGGGCGAAGCACGUCAUCAUGCUGUUUGUGCCGGUCACUCUGUGCAUGGUGGUGGUGGUGGUGACAAUCAAGUCGGUCAGCUUUUACACGAGGAAGGACGGGCAGCUAAUCUACACCCCGUUCACAGAGGAUACCGAUUCGGUCGGGCAGCGGAUUCUCAACUCUAUCCUUAACACUUUGAUCAUGAUCAGUGUUAUUGUUGUAAUGACAAUAAUUCUUGUUUUUCUUUACAAGUAUCGAUGUUACAAGUUUAUUCACGGAUGGUUGAUCCUCUCCUCUCUGCUGUUACUUUUCCUCUUCACCUACAUAUACUUAGGUGAAGUGUUUAAGACGUACAACGUGGCCAUGGACUACCCCACCCUGAUCCUCAUCAUUUGGAACUUUGGAGCGGUUGGAAUGAUUUGCAUCCACUGGAAGGGUCCCCUCCAGCUGCAGCAGGCAUACCUCAUCAUGAUCAGUGCACUGAUGGCCCUGGUCUUCAUUAAAUACCUUCCUGAAUGGUCAGCCUGGGUCAUUCUUGGUGCAAUAUCUGUUUAUGAUCUUAUUGCAGUGCUGUGCCCCAAAGGCCCCCUGAGGAUGCUCGUAGAGACAGCCCAGGAGAGGAAUGAACCAAUUUUCCCAGCCUUGAUAUAUUCAUCCACCAUGGUCUGGCUGGUGACGAUGGCAAAGCGAGACUUGGGGACAGAGGAGCCUCUGAAUGACCCAUGCAAUUCAGAGAAUUAUCCCGAUGUGGAUAUUGAGGUGAACCACGAAGCUGCCCAAGGAUGGGAUGACAUCACCAAUUUACCCCAGGCCCAGGUCGAGGGGGUGCACCGUUCAGCUUCAGAGGAACCGGAGGAGGAAAAGGGCGUGAAGCUAGGCUUGGGAGACUUCAUCUUCUACAGCGUCCUUGUGGGCAAGGCUGCGGCAGGUGCCAGCGGAGACUGGAACACAACCUUGGCCUGCUUCAUCGCAAUUCUCAUUGGAUUGUGCCUCACCCUCUUGCUGCUGGCCGUGUUUAAGAAAGCCCUGCCGGCCCUUCCUAUCUCCAUCACCUUUGGCCUGGUGUUCUACUUCUCCACUGACAACCUGGUGCGUCCUUUCAUGGACACUCUUGCUUUUCACCAGUUUUAUAUUUAGGAAGCAAAUGACACUUGAAUAAAACCUCGCCUUGAGCUGGGUGCAAAGUUGGGGAAACACCUGCAGCAAUGUUACACUGUAGAACUUCAGAAGAAAAACAAAAUAUUAUCAUUUAUAUAUAUUUGUUGUAAUUUAAUGAUGAAAGUGGUGCAACCAUUUUGAUUCUGGCAAGCAGACUGUCAGUUAAGAUCCAUUUUUGUGGUGUCUUCAUAGAAACAAAUUAUAAAAGCAGGUCUAUUAGUAACUGAAAUGUAUUUAGUUAGUCAUCCUUCUGACUAGCCAUCAAGGAUUUAAAGGUGGUGUCCUACAAAACGCAACCCUUGUAUCAAUGAGAAACCUUAGGUUCUUGAUCCCUUUAAGACUGAGGGUAGAAUUUAAAGGCAAUAUAAAGUGGAACAGGGGUCAAAUGAGGAGUUAAUUAUUCCAACAUUCUCACUUGUUUCAGAAUAAUUGCAUCUCAUCCUCAUUACCUUACAUUUUGUGAGCUGAGGUAUUGGGGAACUGGUACCCCAAGUUAAAAUGAAGGGAGUAGCAUCUAUCCUACA